AAAAAGUAAUAACUAGGUCGAUAGGUGCUUCCGUUCCGUGACUUCAAAAUUUCAUCAAAAAGUUUCAGCACUCCAAACACUUACGAGUAAGGUAAUGACAAUAUGACACGGUUCUUCUUUGUAAGGCGACAACAACAACAACGAAGUGAAUCUCUGUUUUUGGAUUCACCUUUCAAUUUAAGGAACAUUUGAUGUGAGUGAAAGCUUCGGAGGUAGACACCGUCCCUGUCACUGUCACCACAACGCACCGUGACAGUGUUAAUGGAGACCCCAAAACCCCACUUCCAUUCCGACGCAUAUGUCCAUCUUCUCCAAUCCGCAAUCAAAUCCAGAGACUCAUUCACCGGAAGAUUCAUUCACGCUCGAAUCAUCAAACAUGGUCUUCACUUCACCGUCUUCUUGAUGAACAACCUCCUCAAUUUCUAUUCCAAAACCGGGUCUUUCACCGAGGCUCACCGUGUGUUCAACGAAAUGCCCCUUAAAACCACUUUCUCUUGGAACACUGUUCUCUCUGCGUACGCUAAAGGGGGUCACAUAGAAACUGCACGCCGUAUGUUUGAUGAAAUUCCUCAACCAGAUUCUGUCUCAUGGACUACCAUAAUAUUGGGGUACAACCAAAAGGGUCUUUUUAAUACCGCCGUUCAGAUGUUUCUAAGAAUGGUUUCUUCUGGAAUUUCGCCAACCCAGUUCACGUUUACUAAGGUUCUUGCUUCCUGUGCUGCAACUGGAACUUUGGAUAUUGGUAGGAAGGUUCAUUCAUUCAUUGUAAAACUGGGUUUCUCUGGUGUUGUUCCUGUUGCAAAUUCAUUGGUUAACAUGUAUGCAAAGUCCGGCGAUUCGUUAAUGGCAAAAGUUGUUUUUGAUAGUAUGAGGCUAAAAGAUAAAUCAACUUGGAAUAUUAUGAUUUCACUGCAUAUGCAGUGUGGUCGACUUGACGUUGCUCUUGCCCUCUUUCACCAAAUGACUGAUCCAGAUAUUGUCACGUGGAAUUCCAUCAUUGCAGGUUACUGUCAUCAGGGACACGACAGUAAAGCUCUGGAAACAUUUUCUGAUAUGUUUAGGAGUUCAUCUUUAAAGCCAGAUAAGUUUACCUUAGGUAGUGUUCUGUCAGCUUGUGCUAAUCUUGAAAGCUUGAAACUUGGGAAGCAAGUCCACGCAUAUAUUGUAAGAGCUGAUAUUGAUAUCUCUGGGGCAGCGGGUAAUGCUCUGAUCUCAAUGUAUGCAAAAUCAGGUGCAGUUGAAAUUGCUCGAACAAUUGUAGAAUUAAGAGGUACUUCAAGUCUUAAUGUUAUAGCAUUCACAUCACUUUUGGAUGGCUAUGUCAAAAUUGGGGAUGUAAGCCCAGCGAGAGAGAUAUUUGAUUCAUUGAAAUGUCGCGAUGUAGUUGCGUGGACUGCUAUGAUUGUAGGUUAUGCACAGAAUGGCUUAGCUAAUGGUGCUUUGGAGCUAUUCAGAUCAAUGAUUAUAGAAGGUCCAAGGCCAAACAGCUAUACCCUGGCAGCUGUAUUGAGCGUCUUUUCUAGCUUGGCUUCUCUGGAUCUUGGUAAGCAGCUUCACGCAACUGCAAUAAGAUUGGAAGAAGUGUCAUCGGUUUCUGUGGGUAAUGCUUUAAUUACCAUGUACUCAAGAUCUGGAAGCAUCAAAGAUGCAAGGAAAGUAUUCAAUCAAAUAAGCUCCAAAAGGGAUACAUUGACUUGGACUUCCAUGAUUAUAGCUCUAGCUCAACAUGGUCUGGGAAACGAGGCUAUAGAGCUAUUUGAAGAUAUGCUGAAAUUUAACUUAAAGCCUGAUCAUAUUACUUAUGUUGGUGUAUUGUCUGCCUGCACGCAUGUGGGAUUGGUAGAGCAGGGUAAGUGUUACUUUAAUUUGAUGAAAAAUGUUUAUCACAUUGAACCUACCGCUAGCCACUACGCAUGCAUGAUUGACCUGUUUGGACGUGCUGGAUUGCUUGAAGAAGCAUAUAAUUUUAUAAGAAGUAUGCCUAUUGAACCAGAUGUCAUAGCUUGGGGUUCACUUUUGUCUUCUUGCAGGGUUCAUAAAAAUGUGGAUUUGGCUAAAGUGGCAGCUGAAAAGUUGUUUCUUAUUGAUCCCAACAAUAGCGGGGCUUACUCGGCACUUGCUAAUACUCUUUCAGCCUGUGGUAAAUGGGCGGAUGCUGCUAAGGUUAGGAAGUUAAUGAAGGACAGGGCAGUCAAGAAAGAACAAGGGCUCAGUUGGGUUCAAAUCCAUAACAAAGUACAUAUUUUUGGGGUUGAAGAUGCGCUUCACCCACAAAGGGAUGCAAUAUACAGAAUGAUUUCAAAAAUAUGGAAGGAGAUAAAGAAAAUGGGUUUUACUCCUGAUACUGAUUCUGUAUUACAUGACCUAGAGCAAGAAGUGAAGGAACAGAUCCUCAGACAUCAUAGUGAAAAACUGGCUAUUGCGUUUGCAUUAAUAAAUUCUCCAGGGUAUGCUACACUGAGGAUCAUGAAGAACCUUAGAGUUUGUAACGACUGCCAUUCUGCGAUAAAAUAUAUCUCUGUGCUUGUGGGAAGAGAAAUCAUAGUAAGAGAUGCCACACGUUUUCAUCAUUUCAAGGAUGGUUCCUGUUCCUGUCAGGAUUACUGGUAGAAGAAACAGUGGAAUUUCAUUUAGAAUCCAACCACAUUGUUGAUGAGUAAUUUACAAGCAUAUUGACCUGACAACUGCAGACACAUUAACUGGUUUCAAGUGAAUGAAUGCAAGAGUCUCCGAGUCAAUCAAUUGAUUGUCUGUCCUGGUUCAUGCCCCUACAAUGAAUCUUGCAGAUGAAAUCUCAUAUUACCAACUUGGAGAUAAUUCAGUGUACUCUCUUCGGCUAGUCUACAAAGGUUCCAACUGUUAAGUGUCUGUAUAAUAUUUGUGGCCCGUUCAUAUUGAUUGAUGCUGAGUUAAUCUGGAAUUAGUAUUUGGCUAUUUGCUAAAAAAGAGUAUUUGGCUAUUUACUAAAAAAGAGUAUUUGGCUACUUGCUGAUAGUCACCCACUUUAGUUGGUAAGCUUGAGGUAUUUUCUCUAUAAGAAGCAAUGAGCAUUUUGAGGAGCACAAAACAUGUAUCGGUUUCAGAUUGGUUGUUCUAUUUGCGAAGCAUAAAGAGUAAUGAAAUGGAAAUGGAAAGUUAAAAGAAAAAUAAAGGUCCAGUUGCUGAUUUUACAAGCAGACUUUACAAAAUAUUACUUGCAAUUUUUUUUUAAUCUAAUAGCUUUGCAAAUGAAGCUAGCCUACAAGUGAACAUAGCUGAGGCACUGCCGCUACGAUGCUGGUGUAGGACAUUCCUUCCCCGAGCUCACUUGUGGCUUCUCAAAUCUCAGGUGAAUAGUAACAGUUCGAUGUAUAUCAGGUCUUCAUCACCCAUUGGAUUGGAUAUAUGAUUAUAAAAAAAAAGGUAAAGAUGUGUCACCAAUGACUUAUAAGGUGUAUUUUUGGUAUGACAAUCCUAUAGAGCUACCACAUGGACUGCAUGUGGCUAGUGCUUUGAACAUUGGAUUCUACUUUCUACACAAAAUACCAGUUAUAGCUACCUUUUUUGCAGAGAAAAAAAGAUUCCUUUCUACUCCUUGUUAAUUUCCCUUCUAACCGAAGUCAACGGAGGCCUUACGUGAUUGAUGCUACCAAAGGUCUUGGAGCUAUUCAUGUGAACGUAAGGACUUGCAAUAGUCAAGAAAAUGAAUUUAGAGGCCUUGGUGCAACUUAUGCAAUUUGAAAAGGUCACACUGAACAUGAAUUUGAAGACCUGUCUACAGAGAAUUGUUAAAUAUAUCCUUACAAUAGGAAGUGUAUCUUUCAAUUUUUCAUGUUUACAGAAUACAUUUUUUAUGUACUCAAGUUUACGGUGCACAUUUUUUUUAUAGACAUUAUAUUUGUCCAAAAUGGAAAAAAUGGUGGGGUAUACUUCCAAUAGUAAAAUAUGUUUAACAAUUCUCUAUUUACAA
Cicer arietinum (chickpea) is the source of this 3949-nucleotide messenger RNA. RefSeq names its product pentatricopeptide repeat-containing protein At2g22070. Gene Ontology annotation, molecular function: RNA binding; zinc ion binding; protein binding. The record is from RefSeq and is a predicted model, not a curated record. NCBI's taxonomy places the organism in Eukaryota, Viridiplantae, Streptophyta, Magnoliopsida, Fabales, Fabaceae. Gene Ontology annotation, biological process: RNA modification.